AUGUUUGCGCGAUGUUCGCGAGGGACGCCAAAGUGCUUCUCGCCUAACGCACCAUGCCAGCCGCAAUCGUCUCUCCUUCGUCCAUGUCCGCGCUUCAACUCAUCCCUCCCUGAGCGGACCCGCAAACUUCCCAAUGCACGAACAUCCAGCCCCAGCUCGAAGCUGCUCACCGACUGGCUGCUCAAUCGCUGGUUCCUCCUCGGAAUCGCCUCUGGGUUUCUCUUGAACGAGUACUUGAAGCGCCGCAGGGAUGACUCCUUCGUCACAUACACCUUAACGGCCAAGGAGCCCGUCUCCUCGACCGCAAGCAUCUUCCACUUUCACCUCCACCCGAAGCAGCACUCGCAAAAUUACGAGCUCUACAAGGAAGCAUGGAGACGGGCCAUCUGGAACGUGCAGUUCAAACAGCCCCAGCUGCAGAUCGUGAGGGCGUACACGCCUUUGCCGCCCGUGGAUGUGGACGAGAAGACCGGGCCGGGCCAAGAAAAAGAGACAGAGGCGGGAGAUUUGCGGUUCCUCAUCCGCCACGACCCGCACGGCGAGGUCUCCAGCUGGCUGCACAGACUGCCCUUGAAAACGGAGAUCGAGAUGAGGGGGCCGUACCUCGAGUAUGAGAUCGGCGAGGACGUGCGACAAGUUGUCUUCUUCGCGGGCGGGACGGGGAUUGCGCCCGCUUUACAGGUCGCGCAUGCUCUGUUUGGAGGAGACACUUCGGCACCGCGCAAAGACCGCAAGCUGCAUAUCCUCUGGGCGAACAGGAUGCGGCAGGACUGUCUCGGUGGCGUCAGCGACGAGCCGCCAGCAGAGUCGUUGCCUCCCAAAUCGACGUGGUCGGGCUUCUUCUCGGCGCCGAAGCCGAAACCGCCGCCGCCGCCGCCAUCGACAGAAAAGGGCCCAAUCGUGCGGGAACUCGAUGUACUCAAGCAGAGAUAUCCCGGCCAGGUCACCGUGGAAUAUUUUGUCAAUGCGGAGGAUACGUGGAUCGACGAAGACGCCGUCUUUCGCGCACUCUCUCGGUUCGAUGACAAGGACUUCUCCUCCGCGAACACGCCGACGUCGCGUGAACAGCGGCAAAUCUUGAUCUCGGGACCGCCUGGGUUUAUUGCACAUCUAGCAGGUCCAAAGGAGUGGAGGAACGGGCGGGAAGAGCAGGGCGCUGUCAGCAGGCUCGUGGCGCAUGCGCUGGCAAAGAACCCGCAUCACGUAAAGGUUUGGAAGAUCUAG
This is a messenger RNA of Cladophialophora yegresii CBS 114405, 1224 nucleotides long. RefSeq lists its product as uncharacterized. The record is from RefSeq and is a predicted model, not a curated record. Gene Ontology annotation, molecular function: oxidoreductase activity. Bases 1 to 1224 code for a protein of 407 amino acids. NCBI's taxonomy places the organism in Eukaryota, Fungi, Ascomycota, Eurotiomycetes, Chaetothyriales, Herpotrichiellaceae. The transcript has a single exon.